Adineta steineri is the source of this 4239-nucleotide messenger RNA. The record is from the annotation of a GenBank genome assembly. Lineage: Eukaryota; Metazoa; Rotifera; Eurotatoria; Adinetida; Adinetidae.
AUGUCGAUUGGUGAAGAUUCUGAAGAAUCAUUAACAUCAUUAACAGAUGAUGAACAAUCAACUGUAAUUAAUGUUGAUGAAAAUGAUGAUGAUGAUGAUGAACGUCGUCUUUAUUAUGAACAAAAUAGUGAUCGAGAUUUUAUUCCAUUUUCAGCUCGUGGAGCACCACCAGAUGAAUUACAAGCAACUCAUGUUAAUCAUUAUCAUGAUUUAGAUCGUCUUACAAUUGGAAAUCGAGAUGUAUCUAUAACACGUCCAUCACAAACUUGGCUUACACAAUAUGGUCUUAUAGCCAAUGGUCUUACAUUAAAAGAUUUAUUAACUAAAGGUAAAGUAUCUUUACCAACAGCUGAUAAAACAGGUCGAGCUAUUCAACAUAUUAGUUUUGAUUCAUUAACAAUCAAUGAUUUUGAAUGUCGUUUACAUGCAACAGUUGAAACACUUUCCAAUCGUAUUCGUUGGUUAUUACAAGAUAGUCGAAAAAUUUUUGGUGUUGUUCAAGGUGCACGUGUACUUGUUAUAUUAGAUUUUAGUUAUGGACAAGCAAGUUUUGGACGUGGAGAAGAAUAUCAUAAAAAUUUAUUAGCAUUAAUUAAUGAACAAUUAGUUCAUAAAGAUCAAAUAGGUUUUAUAUCUUAUGGAACAGAAGUUGAUGCUUUAUGGAAAGGUGUACGUGAUGUUAAUUCACGUGCACUUGAUGAAACACGUGCUUGGUUAGCUAGUUUAAAAUCUUCAUUUGGUUGUAGUGAUGAAAAUUGUGCACAUAUUGAUAGUUCAUGUCCAAAUAAUAAAAAUAAAUGUGCAUUUAAAGCUAGUAGUGGAAGUAAUCUAUUAAAAGCUUUACGUCGUGCAUCAUUAAUGUCGGAUUUCGAUACACUUUUACUUGUUGUUGGAAGUUUACCUGAUCAAAAUAUUGAUGUUAUUGCUGAUUAUACAUCACAAUUAUUUUGUGGAGAAGAUAUACCACGUAUACAUGCUGUUUCGUAUGAUUGUAGUCAUCAUCUUGUUAAUGCAUUACUUAAAACAAUGACUGCAUCUGCUAGUACAUUUGCGACAUUAGCAGCAGCACGUAAUCGUCAAGAACCACAAUCAACAGCACUUGUUCCACAUAAUCCACUCAGUUCAUUACAAAAUUUAACAAAUGAUAUUCCAGAAAUAAUCAAACAUACUUAUCAUUGUUAUUCACAUGAUGAACCACAUCAAAUAUAUAAUAGUACAGAUAUUCGUCUACUUGUACGUGAAAUUCAACGUGCUUAUGAACUUUUAUCACGUAUUAAUGAAAUGCGUCAUGGUGCACUUGGUUCAGCAAUUAUAUCCAUUGAAAAUGAAUUAAAUAUUGAAAUGGCACAUUAUCCACAAUCAAAAUUUCUACCACGUCCACCUAAUCAUGAAGGACCAUUACGUUUUUCUCAACAAUUUAUUGAUCAAUCACCAAUUAUCUAUGCACGACAGCCACGUGUUUCAUCAGCUACAAUGACUGAACGAGCAGCAUCGGCUCGAUCACAUGGAAGACAAUCCAGUGUUCGUUUUAAUGAGAAUGUUAGUAUUGCUGGUCGUUCAGCUGCACCAUCACACAAAUCAAUGAAUUCUGCCAGAAGUCGAGAUACAAGUGUUGGCAGACAACAACAACAAGAACAAUCAUCAGCUGUCCUAUCCAGUAAUAAUCCUGCUGUUUAUCGUACAUCAGCUGAUUGGCUUCGUCAACAUGGUUUAUUUGCUAGAAAACUAACAUUAUUUCAAAUUCUUGGUCCAAAUGCUUAUUCUGCACGUGAAGAUUAUAUUCCAAUUCUUCGUAAAACAGUUACAUCACAAAUACUUGGAAAAUCUAUGAUUCAAGUUGAUUGGCAUGAUGGUUCAACAAAAAAUAUUCAUGUUGAUUUAGCUGGUUUAUAUGAUUAUCAAAAACGUUUAAAAAAAAUCGUUGAAUUAUAUGAACAACGUAUGGAAUGGUUAUGUUCAUCAUCACGUAAAAUCUUUGGUAAUAUUGUCGAAAAUAAUAUUAUUAUACUUGUCGAUUGUUCACAAUCAAAUCAAGAUUAUAUUAUACAUAUACAACAUUCAUUAAGAUUAUUACUUGAACAACAAUUAUUUGGUAGAAGAUUUUUUAAUAUUAUUGCAUUUGGUACAAAUCAUAAAGAUGGUUUGUUAAGAUUUAAACCAACAAUGGUACAACCAACUAUUGAAAAUCUUCAACAUGCUUGGCAAUGGGUAUUACGAUUAAGUUGUGGUGGUACUCGUAAUCUUCUUCAUGCUUUACGUACUAUUUAUGAAAAUGAAGAAGAACGUAAACAUCAUUUACAUCCUGAAGGAAUCUAUUUAUUAACAAGUGGUAUACCAGAUCAAUCUCUUGAUGUAUGUUGUGCAUAUGUUGAAGAAUGUAAUGUUGGUCGAUCGAUAUAUUUACAUACAAUAUUAUUUAAUAUUGAUGAUUAUUAUUUAUCUGAACAUGGUAUACAAAAUAAUCUAUCAAUGACUGUUAAUGGUCGAUGGGCAAAUGCAACGAAAACAGCCGAAUUUAUGCGUUCAUUAGCUAAACAUUCAGGUGGAAGAUUUUUAUGGUUUCGUGAGACAGGAAUCAUUGAAAGUGAUGAUAUUAAAUUAUUACAAAAUGAAAUUGAAAAAGCUUGCCAAUUUUCUGAACAAGCUGCAAAUCUUGUUGAAUUAAUUAAAUCGAAACGACGUGUACGUGAACCUGUGAAUACCAAUAAAAAACCUAUACCUAUUGAAAAUACAGAAAAAACUUCCGGACCAUUAGUUGUUCGUCAAACAUUGUUAAGUGCUGCUAGACAACAUAUGAAUGAAUCAAAUAAUAAUACAGAUGAUCAACAUUGGAGACCAACGAGUACAACUAGUAAUAGAAAUCUUAUACCUGAAUGGCCUGAGGAUAAAAUUCAUCAAGAUUCAAUACGUUCAAGAAAAAAGAAAGAAGCAUCACUUAAACAAGAAUCCUUCUAUAUCGAUGGUCAACAUAAUACAAAAAUAUCAGUUCUUAAAAAUGAUUCAUCAAAAGGAAAAAAAUCUGUCAGAAAAUAUGCACCUGGCAAUGUAUUACUUAUACCAACUGAAGAUGAAAAUGAAGCAUCACAUGCAUGGUUAAGAAAACAUUCACUUAUUCGAUUAAAACUUGAUCUUCAUAAAAUGGUAUCGGGACCAGAAUGUCGUCAUGAUACUAUUACUGUUCCAAAUUUAAAAUCAACAUCUUCAGCUCGUUAUUGUUCUGUAUUUCCUUCAAUUAAUAUCAAAGGUAGUAUUCGUCAUUUACAAUUACGUCCACGAGAAUUAGAUGAUUAUCGUCAACGAUGUGAAUCUGUUUUACGUCGUUAUUUUAAACGUAUGCAAUGGUUAUUAAAUGGAAGUCGUUUAACAUUUUCAACAAUUACACAUAGAAAUAUUCUUAUACUUGUUGAUACAAGUGGUUCUAUGGAACCAUAUUUAGAUUUUUUAAAAAAAGAAUUAGUUACACUCGUAUGGGAACAAAUCUUUGCUAAUCAAAUUCAAUUUAAUUUUAUUCAAUUUAAUGAUAAUUAUCAAUUAUGGCGUGAACAUCUUGUUCUACCAACUGAAGAUAAUUGUCAUGAAGCUAUUGCAUGGAUAAGUACAUUAAAAGCGAAUGGUAAUACAUGUAGUGAACGUGUGUUAAAAUUUGCAUUUGAUUUUCAUCAUACAAAACAACCAAUUGAUGGUAUUUAUUAUGUAAGUGAUGGUAAACCUGAUCAUAGUACAAGUUAUUUAUUAGAACAAGUACGUUUAAUGAAUACAAUUGAUUCAAAUAUAGUUGAUACAAAACGUAUAUCAAUAAAUACAAUAUCAUUUUGUUGUCAAGAUGUUGAUGCAAAUCAUUUCUUAAAAAGUUUAGCACAUGAUAAUAAUGGACGUUAUCAUCGUUCAACAAAUAAUUCACGUGAUUUACAUUUAUUUAUGCAUCGUUUACAACAAGAUAAAACAUAUGAUUUAGAACUUGAUGAUAGUUUAUUACCAGAACUUGAUAGUGAUGAUUUAAAAUAUUUAUUAAAAGAAAUUGUUAAAGCAAGACUAUAUUUAAAACAAGCGAUUACAUUUCGUUCACUUUACAAUCAACAACAAGAUUCAGCAAAAGAAACAACGACAAAUAGAGGAGGACAACAACAACAACAACAACAACAACAUGAUGAUAGUGUUCUUGUUGGACCAGCUCGUGUACCUAUGUCAGAAGCAUGGUUUAAUAAUAAAACAACAACAACAACAAGUUCAUACUCAUAA